AUGGACAUCAUCCUCCAAUUGGCGGACACGUACCUCCUCGACGACCUCUACGCUCGUUUACUCCCUUCCCCUACCUUCUCAGGCGUCGCACCGGCCUUAGAAUUCCUCAACAACACAGCCCUCCCUUCCCCCUACAUCACAUCCCCAACAUACGGCCUCCCCCUCUCCUCCCUCCCCGGCAAGGCGGUCUCUUCCCUCCCUCGCGACUCGAUCGUCCGUCAAACCAUCUCGCUAUUCUGGAUAGCAUGGAUCGGAUCGGCGGCGCUCUAUUUCUUCUUCUCGGGGAUAUCCUACCACUACUUCUUCGACCAGCGGUUGAAGCACCAUCCUCGCUAUCUCAAGAAUCAGAUACGGAUGGAGAUCAUAUCGUCUAUGAUUGCCAUGCCGUCGAUCGACGUCCUGACAUUACCCAUCUUUGUCAGCGAGGUCAGGGGCAAGUCAUUGCUAUAUGACAAUGUGGCGGAUUACGGGUACGCCUGGUUGGCCGCGUCCACUCUGGCCUACCUCGUCUUCAACGACGUCGCGAUCUACUGGAUCCACAGGAUAGAACACCACCCUCGGCUCUACAAGUACAUCCACAAGCCCCACCACAAAUGGGUCAUCCCCACCCCUUGGGCCGCACUCGCCUUCCACCCCCUAGACGGCUUCCUCCAAUCCCUCCCCUACCACAUCUUCGUCUUUAUCUGCCCGAUGCAAAAGACGCUCUACAUCUCCCUAUUCGUCCUUGUGCAAAUAUGGACGGUAUUCAUCCACGACUCGUCCCUCGUCCAAGAUAGCGUCCUCGAGCGGUACUUUAUCAACUCGCCCGGCCACCACACCCUCCAUCACAUCUACUUUUCCCCCAAUCUCGGUCAAUACCUCACCUUUGCGGACAAGUUCUGGGGAACGCAUCGCGAACCGGAACCCCACCUCGACCCUAUCCACGCGGCGGUCAAGGCGAUGAAGGCGAAGGGAUUGGCGGAUGCGGAUGGGAAUGAGAUUGUGCAGCAUAAGAAGGAUCUGUAG
This is a messenger RNA of Dioszegia hungarica, 1005 nucleotides long. Its product is annotated as fatty acid hydroxylase. Gene Ontology annotation, molecular function: oxidoreductase activity; iron ion binding. Gene Ontology annotation, biological process: lipid biosynthetic process. Lineage: Eukaryota; Fungi; Basidiomycota; Tremellomycetes; Tremellales; Bulleribasidiaceae. The coding region runs from base 1 to 1005 and encodes 334 amino acids. The transcript has 2 exons. The record is from RefSeq and is a predicted model, not a curated record.